UCUCCAGAGGGUGCUGAAGGCAAGGAUGCUGCCAAGCUAACAAAACAAGAGCCAACAAGGCGAUCUGCAAGAUUGUCAGCUAAACCAGCUCCGCCAAAACCUGAGCCGAAGCCAAGGAAAACCACUAAGAAGGAACCUGGAACAAAGACUAACAAAGGUGCUAAGGGGAAGAAGGAUGAAAAGCAAGAAGCUGCAAAGGAAGGUACUACACCAUCUGAAAAUGGUGAAAAUAAUGAUGAAGAGGUACUUUACACACAAAGCUCCUGCUGAUUCAGUCAGUGUGUUCUUGUAAUUCAGUUUUUUCAGCCAUUGAAAGCAUGUUCAUAAUAUUUCUUUUUAUUGCCCCGUGAUGUUAUUACAGAUUCGCAUCCCUCGCUCCACUGUUAGUGUUUCAACAUCCAGAGGUGCCCCACCCAGCACACUGUCAGUAAAAGGGCAGAUUGAAACAGUGAAAGUUAAGGGCACAGAGAACUGAACCUAUAGAAGACAAGUGCAUGUGAACGGACAGGAACAUUUGAGGAUGAUUUUAUGCACCUCUUGGACAACUUUUAAAAGAUAUUUUUAUUAAGUAUUUUGUAAAUGCUAAUUUUUUAGGACUUAUGAUAAGUUGACAAACUGUAUAUGAACAUUUCCCUUCCCAUAUGCGUGCUUUUAGAAAUUCCCAAUGUUGCCAAGUUUUUUAAAAGUGUCAACUUAACCAUUGGAAAAAAGUGUUUAUAAGAUUGGACAGCCAUUCUAUAUACUUGCUUUUCAGAAACGUAUGUCUUGUGCAUAUGGUGACGUUUUUACCGUGGGUGUUUGGAUUUUUCUUGCUGUUUUUCUAGAGCAAUAAUCUGUGGUGCUUUUCUACUUAAGGUUUAUGUGAUAUUAAUGAAACAUGGAUAGAUAUGGCCACUUGAUAACCAUGUUGAGUUCUUUGCCAUUGGUUUAAAACAAAAAGUCUCCUUGCCAGCAAAUAUCAUUUCCCAAUAUUUUCUCUAAAUCUGAGAAAUGCCUUAUACUUUGCUCUUGUUAGGAAGGUACUAAGCACACUUACUUAAAAGUUGGUUUCAGUGAUUUCAGGAUCAAUAUUAAAGGUCGUGGAAGGUCAGACUUAAGAACAUCUAUUUUUUAAAGAUCAGUGUACCAGAGGACAUAAAUACAAAUAUUCCAACUAAGUAGUAUGUAGGCAGAUGCCAAAGUGGUUUGUGCUCAUUAUGCAGCAUUUAUGAUAAAUUCAAAUGUUCACAUUAGUUUCCUAUGUGUGCACUUGUGAUGCAUCAAGCCAAACAUAACCAACCAACAUAUACUGUGGAUUGUCAGGUACUGCGGAAGUCCUAAAGCCUCAGAACCCAUCAGGCUGAGGCAGUCAAGCAAAAGAAGUUUCUGGAGCCCCUGGUAGACUACACAUGACUGAUGGGCUGCAUUGACUCUCUGUGAAAGGCCUGGAAUAGAAGAACAAAAGGCCCACAAUACACCAAGUGACUUUUUCUGCAUUCUUUUCCACAGUAUCAACUUAUAUUGACUUCAUAGAACUGUAAAAGCACAAUGCAAAUUGAUAUAUAUCUUGAUUGACAGAUAAAGAGGAACAGCUAUGAUUUCAUUCCUCCAUAUUUUAACCACCCCUUCUUUUUUUUGUUUUACCAGAGAUGAUUUGCGUGUAAACAUUUAAGACUACAGAAUCAGUCCUCUGCCUGCCUCAAUCCUUAAUCUAAAUUGGUGAUUUCUCUUCUGCUUUAUUGAAUGAUUGGUGAUUAAUGUAUCAAAGCUACAAUUGAAACAGCACUGUGCGGUACCUGGUAUAGAUAAUGUAGAUGAACUAUAUUUUUAAAGUCUGUGGUUGUGCUGGUGGUGUUCAAUUAGAUGGAUAACUUUAAUACCUAUGUUAACACUGCUUCAGCCCAUUAUAAGCACCUAGUGAUUUCCCAUGUUUUUCUCAUUUUUGCUUGGGACUUACAUAUUUCUGUUGGGGGAGGGAAUGAAGAUAAAGGAUCAUAUUUCUUGUCCUUUGGUAACAUUUAUUUUUAUUGCUAAACUGGUGGCCCUAAUGUUCGGGGAUAUAUGCAUGUUUCAGUCAAUAAAUGAAGUAAUUA
This is a messenger RNA of Gekko japonicus, 2072 nucleotides long. It is a transcript of the gene HMGN3, whose product is annotated as high mobility group nucleosomal binding domain 3. Gene Ontology annotation, biological process: chromatin organization. The transcript is spliced from 5 exons. The record is from RefSeq and is a predicted model, not a curated record. Lineage: Eukaryota; Metazoa; Chordata; Lepidosauria; Squamata; Gekkonidae. Gene Ontology annotation, molecular function: nucleosomal DNA binding. Gene Ontology annotation, cellular component: chromatin; nucleus. The annotation marks the transcript as partial.